CAAUUUGCACCAGAAAGAAUUUGUAAAUAGUAAUUAACCAAAUUAAUUAGGAUCAUUAUGUUAAUUUGCUUGAAUUCAACCUUUAGACAAUCAACAGGUGAAUUAAGAUGAACAAUUGAAGAAUUGAAAAUCCUAAUUGAAUCAGUUGAGAGAAAGAGAAAAAAAAAUUGUAUUUAGUUAAAUUGUCGAUACAAAAUCAAUCACAAUUUACCUUGUUUUCCACAAUUAACUAUGGUUAAUUUACCAUCUAAAGAUGAACCUCGAUUCAAAUUGCGACUUUUAAUUUGUUUAUGUUCAACUAUGGUUCACUUUACACUUAGUGCUAACAGAGUGGCCUUAACAAUAUCAUUCGAGGCGAUGUUAAGUCCAGAACCAGAUGAGACCAUAUCAACAUCACCCGUUAAUUCAAGCCAACGAAUAGAAAAGACAACAAUUAGUAAAUUGUCAUCAUCAGACCAUCACAAGAAAGAUGACCCGAAAUCAUUGAAACAAUUGAAUGUUAACAAGACCGUUGAUCUUAAUCAAACCAAAACAAAUCCAUAUAAAGUUGAAUUGACCGAAAGUACCAAGGAUCGAUUUUUCGAGAUCAUUUUUUUCGGUGGCCUUAUUUCCCCGAUACCAACGGGUCGACUUGCCGAUAAAUAUGGUCCAAAAUUGGUCGUUACCAUUUUACUUUUAAUCAAUGCAGUUGUAAUGUCUUUAUUUCCGAUGGUCGCUAGUUGGUCAAUCUAUUGUGCCGCUGCUUUAAUGUUUCUGAAAGGAGCGGGUACAAGUCCACUUUUCUCGUGCUCCUCAGUAUUAUGUGCACAUUGGUGUCCCAAAUAUGAGAAGACGAUGUAUGUUUCAACGGUAGCCACGGGCUCCAUGAUGGCCAUUAUAGCAGCUAACCCACUGUCGGGUUUUCUUUGCUCCCUUGAUUUCCUUGGUGGUUGGCCGCUGUGCUUUUACCUUAUGGGCUCUAUUAAUAUCUUGGUGGUCUGUAUUUGGCUUUUAAUAGUAACCAACGAUCCAGCUGAACAUCCAUUGAUAUCACCAGCUGAAAAAGAGCUUGUAUUAAAUGAGAGAACUCCAAUCGAUGAAUUUAAUACAAAAUCGCCUCCGUACCUCAAAAUGCUCACUUGUGGACCUUUUUGGGCCUUAAUUGUGGCUCACUUCGCUUCUUCUUGGUUUAGUACAUUAAUCUCUCAUCAAGUUCCAGAUUAUUUCAAGACAGUUCUCCAUGUUUCAAUGACAGAGGAUGGUAUUUACUCAGGUUUACCUUAUGUUGGCUCAGCGAUUUGUUUAUCAAUUUUCAGUUUCAUUAUUGAUAAACUGCGUGCCAAUGGUAAAUUGUCAACUACAGCAAUCAGAAAGAUAUCUGCCGACAUAGGUUUCAUUUUUGCUCCUGCAUUUAUGAUUCUAUCAACGUUUUUCGGUAAAAAUUUGAUAGCGGUUUUAGCCUGUGUUUGUGCCGCUAAGGCGAUGGCCGCUGCUCAAUUUGCUGGGAUUUACAGUGUCCAUUUAGAUAUUGCACCUUCUUAUGUUGGCUCUUUAGCAGGUAUAAUUGAAACUGUUCAAAAUGGUGCUUCAAUGGCCAUGAAUCACGCGACGUUAUCUCUAAUCGGUGAUCAGCCGACUCUUCACCACUGGUCAAAUCUAUUUCUUGCCACUGCGGUUGUUUGUAUCAUUGGAACUCAUUAUUUUGCACUUUUAGGCUCAUCUAAACUUCAACCUUGGGAUCCAACCUUUAAAUCAGAGGAAAAGGCAAUUGAAGAUGAUCAAAAUGGUGAUAUGUCCUAUCCAACCAUUUUCGAUCCCGAAAUUUACGUUGUCGAUGCGAGAUCAGGUUCAAUUAUCCGAAAACAUUCAAUAUCUGCGGCUAGUUUUGACAUAGUUCACCCAAACUAAAUUGUAAAUAUCGACAACAAUUAAUCAACACUCAAAGAAAACAAUAAUCAUCAAUGGAUUUAUCGAUCAUUGACAAGAAUUAUUCUCAAAUAAUUAUCAUGUUGAAUGAAAGACAAUCCAAAAUAAAAUGUCCAACCUGUUAAUCCUCAAUCAAUCAACAGGAUUACCAUUUAAAUGAUAUAAUUUAAAUGUCAUAUUUUCAUUAAAAGUUGAUAAAAACA
This is a messenger RNA of Panonychus citri (citrus red mite), 2108 nucleotides long. Its product is annotated as sialin-like. Gene Ontology annotation, biological process: transmembrane transport; monoatomic anion transport. Bases 232 to 1887 code for a protein of 551 amino acids. The transcript is spliced from 4 exons. The record is from RefSeq and is a predicted model, not a curated record. Gene Ontology annotation, molecular function: transmembrane transporter activity. Lineage: Eukaryota; Metazoa; Arthropoda; Arachnida; Trombidiformes; Tetranychidae.